AUGACGAGGUUCAAUGUGGGAGGGAAGGUGGUGGACAAGGUGGAUUUGAUGAGGAAGAAGAAGCUGGCGUGGCGCUUCGAUGUGUGGCCUUUCACUAUUCUCUAUGCUCUGUGGCUCACUACAGUUGUGCCUAGUUUGGACUUUGGCGACGCCACUAUUGUUCUCGGUGGAGUUGUGGCGCUUCACAUUCUCGUUUGGCUUUUCACUGCUUGGUCUGUCGACUUCAAUUGCUUUGUACACUAUUCCAAGGUGGACGACAUACACCAGGCUGACGCUUGCAAAGUCACACCGGCUAAAUUUUCCGGUUCUAAAGAAGUUGUGCCACUCCAUUUCCGUAAGCUUCCCGGAGGUUCUUCGUCCUCAGUGGAUAUGGAGGAGAUUUACUUUGAUUUCAGAAAGCAACGCUACAUCUUUUCUGAUGAGAAGGAGAACUUUUGCAAGCUUCCGUACCCUACCAAGGAAACUAUGGGUUACUAUUUAAAAAGUACUGGCCAUGGGUCUGAAGCUAAAGUUGUCGCUGCUACUGAAAAAUGGGGACGGAAUCUAUUUGAAUAUCCACAACCUACGUUCCAGAAAUUAAUGAAAGAAAAUUGUAUGCAGCCGUUCUUUGUAUUUCAGGUGUUCUGUGUGGGUCUCUGGUGUUUGGAUGAAUAUUGGUAUUAUAGUUUGUUUACGCUUUUCAUGCUGUUCAUGUUUGAGUCAACAAUGGCAAAAAGUCAAUUGAAGACUCUGACUGAGCUAAGACGUGUCAGAGUGGAUAGCCAGACCUUAAUGGUGCAUCGAUGCGGGAAGUGGAUAAAGCUAGCCGGAACUGAUCUUUUGCCCGGGGAUGUUGUUUCAAUUGGACGAUCUUCUGGUCCAACUGGAGAAGAUAGGACUGUACCAGCUGACAUGCUUAUUCUAGCAGGAAGUGCUAUUGUCAAUGAAGCCAUUCUCACAGGCGAGUCUACUCCACAAUGGAAGAUAUCGGUCAUGAGCAGAGGAGCUGAGGAGAAGUUGUCAGCUAAGCGAGACAAAAGCCAUGUUUUAUUUGGUGGGACUAAGAUAUUGCAGCAUACUCCGGAUAAGGGUUUUCCAUUAAAAACCCCUGAUGCUGGCUGUGUGGCUGUUGUUCUGAGGACUGGGUUCGAAACAAGUCAGGGGAAGCUUAUGCGCACAAUCUUGUUUUCCACAGAAAGGGUAACUGCUAACAGCUGGGAAAGUGGGCUGUUCAUUUUAUUCUUGGUCGUAUUUGCAGUGAUAGCCGCUGGUUAUGUUCUAAAAAAGGGCCUUGAGGAUCCCACUAGAAGCAAGUACAAGCUUUUCCUUAGUUGUUCACUUAUUAUAACCUCUGUGAUUCCUCCUGAGCUGCCCAUGGAAUUAUCGAUAGCUGUCAAUACAUCUCUCAUUGCUCUGGCACGACGUGGAAUAUUUUGUACAGAACCUUUUCGUAUACCUUUUGCGGGAAAGGUCGAUAUAUGUUGUUUUGACAAAACAGGGACACUUACAUCAGAUGACAUGGAGUUCUGUGGAGUUGUUGGGUUGGCUGGAAGUACGGAUUUAGAACCGGAUAUGUCUAAAGUAGACUGUCAAACAUUAGAAAUUUUGGCUUCUUGUCAUGCUUUGGUAUUUGUGGACAAUAAGCUGGUUGGUGAUCCUCUCGAAAAGGCCGCUCUUAAAGGGAUAGAUUGGAGCUUUAAAUCUGAUGACAAGGCCGUGCCAAAAAAGGGCAAUGGUAAAGCUGUACAGAUUGUUCAGAGACACCACUUUGCUUCCUACUUGAAACGAAUGGCAGUUGUCGUUCGCAUUGAAGAGAGUUUUUUCGCUUUUGUGAAGGGUGCCCCUGAAACUAUUCAGGGUAGACUCACAGAGGUGCCAUCAAAUUAUGUUGAAACUUACAAGAAAUUUACCCGACAAGGAUCUCGUGUUUUGGCUCUUGCCUACAAAUCCAUUGGUGACAUGACAGUGAGUGAAGCCAGAAGCUUGGAUAGGGAUGUGGUGGAGAGUGGCCUCACGUUUGCUGGUUUUGCGGUUUUUAACUGUCCUAUUAGAGCUGAUUCAGCCGCUGUUUUGUCUGAGCUUAAAGGAUCCUCACAUGAUUUGGUGAUGAUUACUGGUGAUCAAGCUUUGACAGCUUGCCAUGUUGCCACCCAAGUUCAUAUUAUAUCAAAGCCUGCAUUAAUUCUUGGCCCAAAAAGGAACAGUGAAGAAUAUGAGUGGAUAUCACCCGACGAGGCUGAGAUGAUUCCGUACAAUGAAAAUGAAGUGGAAACUUUGUCAGAGACUCAUGAUCUUUGUAUUGGAGGGGACUGCAUUGAAAUGUUGCAACGAACUUCUGCUGUCAUACGAGUGAUUCCGUAUGUCAAGGUUUAUGCAAGAGUUGCUCCCGAGCAGAAAGAACUCAUAUUGACUACUUUCAAAACAGUGGGAAGGAUAACAUUAAUGUGUGGGGAUGGAACCAAUGAUGUUGGAGCUUUGAAACAGGCCCAUGUAGGAGUUGCUUUACUGAAUGCGGUGCCUCCAGCUAAGACUGGAAAGUCGGCCAAUGAAACAUCUAAAGAUGACAAUACGAAGUCUGGCCGCCCGAAGAAGUCCAAGUCUGCAUCGGAUGCAGAAAAAUCUGCCAGUGUAAAUGGAGAAGUCUCAGUUAGUAACCAGCGUAAUCAGCGUCUGACACCUGCUGAGUUGCAACGACAAAAGAUAGCUUCAUUACAAAAGAAACUAUUGGAUGAGCUGAAUGAGGAGGGGGAUGGUCACGCGGCUCCAAUUGUUAAGCUUGGCGAUGCCUCCAUGGCAUCACCAUUCACAGCAAAGCAUGCAUCUGUUGCUCCCACCACUGACAUAAUUCGUCAAGGUCGCAGUACUCUGGUGACUACACUACAAAUGUUCAAAAUUCUAGGCCUUAACUGCCUGGCAACAGCGUAUGUGUUGAGUGUUAUGUAUUUGGAUGGUGUCAAGCUAGGUGAUAUGCAGGCUACAAUCAGUGGUGUAUUUACAGCCGCGUUUUUCCUCUUCAUCUCGCAUGCACGGCCUCUUCAGACCCUUUCAUCUGAACGGCCUCAUCCUAAUAUAUUUUGUGCCUAUGUCUUCCUUUCUCUGCUAGGACAGUUUGCAAUCCACUUGCUCUUCUUGAUUAGUUCUGUCAACGAGGCUGAGAAACACAUGCCUGAAGAGUGCAUUGAACCAGACUCUGAGUUUCAUCCCAACCUUGUAAAUACAGUAUCAUACAUGGUGAGCAUGAUGCUCCAGGUGGCUACAUUUGCUGUGAACUAUAUGGGGCAUCCCUUCAAUCAGAGCAUCUUAGAGAACAAACCAUUCAUGUAUGCCCUUGUAUCUGCCGUUGGUUUCUUCACAGUUAUCACAUCCGAUGUUUUUAGGAAUUUGAAUGACUCCCUUAAGCUGGUGCCCUUGCCUCUGGGAUUGAGGGAUAAGCUAUUGACAUGGGCUGUUCUCAUGUAUUUGAGCUGUUACUCAUGGGAGAGAUUUUUAAGGUGGGCUUUCCCAGGUAAGGUCCCAUCCUGGAAGAAGCGACAACGUCUCGCUGCAAAAAGUCUGGAAAAGAAGAAGAAUGUUUGAGUGAGUUUAUGCUAUGUGAAGCGAAUAUUAACUGCUUUUGGCGUUUUGGCACAUGGCCAUGCAGAAUUGUAUAUGGCACAAUGGAUUCAGUUACGCCCACAACAGGUCCUUUCUUUAGAAAUUAGUUUCUUUAUAGAUAAACUGAUUCGUAACAUGGUGUUUUACAUGGUCCGACCUUUAAUUGCAUUGUAUUUUAAGCUACAUCGCCCUAGAAAAAUCGUAUGUAGCACAAAUUCGAGACAAUAUUUUUGUUCAUCAGUUCUCAUUUCUCAAUAUAUUUUCAGUUUUCCCUCG
This is a messenger RNA of Fragaria vesca subsp. vesca, 3849 nucleotides long. Its product is annotated as probable cation-transporting ATPase-like. Lineage: Eukaryota; Viridiplantae; Streptophyta; Magnoliopsida; Rosales; Rosaceae. The transcript is spliced from 21 exons. Gene Ontology annotation, molecular function: ATP binding; P-type ion transporter activity; ATP hydrolysis activity. Gene Ontology annotation, biological process: intracellular calcium ion homeostasis. Gene Ontology annotation, cellular component: endoplasmic reticulum membrane. Bases 1 to 3555 code for a protein of 1184 amino acids. The record is from RefSeq and is a predicted model, not a curated record.